AUGCCAUGCGAAUGCAAUUUUGAAUCAGAGUUAGUUUAGUGAUUUCUUAGAAAUAUCAAUUUAAGAUCUAUUUUUAGCGAAUUUAUGGAUCUGGAAAAAGCAGCGAAACUUUUGAAUUUGGACGAAAGAACUAUUGAAUAUUUGCACAAUGGACAAAUGAAUGAAGAUAAUCCGUUGUUAAUUUUGGACUUCAAACAAGCGACAAAUUCGGAGCAAGACAGAAGAACUGUUUGCGAUGCAUUGGUAGGUUGUUUUUUACACCACGCGCUCCACCGAAAUAAACACGCAACGCAGACCGCGUCGCGCCACAACACACACAAAAAGGGAGGGAAUUUGAAUCGUUCCCUUGUGUUGUGGCGCGACGCGGUCUGCGUUGCGUGUUUAUUUCGGUGGAGCGCGUGGAGUACCGAUGAGGUUUUCGAUAAUACUUGCCAAAAAUUGAAAAACAGUCCAAAACCUGUACGUUUCGGACCGGUGUUACUUAAAAACUGCCAGUAACCACUCGAAAAUCGGCCGUUUUCAUUGAAUUUGAGCAGAAACCGGCCGGUUUUCGAGUGGUUUCUGGCCGUUUUCAACACCGCUCCGAAGCGUACAAGUUUCGGACCGUUUUUCAAUUUUUGGCAAGUAUCCGGCCAGUUUACAUUUUCCUGUGUCAUGAAAUAUAAAAAAACGUUUUUUAACGUAAAAAACUAGAAAAAGUGAUUCACGAACCGUAUUUUUAUUCAUUUUUUCACCAUUUUCUCAACACAGUGAAUAAAGUGAAGCUAAAACGCAUUUUAGUGUACAGAAAUGCUAUUUCAAGACUUUCUAAUUCUAAUGAGCUUAAAAGACAAAUCAAGCCUUCAAAAUCAAAUUGUUGAUUUUCGAAAGUUUUCGAAAUCCACCAAUUUCCAUUUUUUUCAAAUCUCACAUCUCCCUUUCUGGACACUAAAAUGCGUUUUAGCUUCACUUUAUUCAAUGUGUUGAGAAAAUGGUGAAAAAAUGAAUAAAAAUACCGUUCGUGAAUCACUUUUUUGGUUUUUUAACGUUAAAAAACGUUUUUCAUUUUGAUUCUAUACAGAUUACUCGCGGAGCGGUGCAAAUUAGCAAUUCAACUGUCUCAUUUCCUAGUUGGCGUUCAUUGAAUGACGCCAAAACCGAUAUGCUAGAGAAAAAGUCAUGGUUAUUUUAUUCGAAUAGUGUUCGGCUUAUAAAUAGGCUGAACUUAUCCCAACAAACGACAAUCGACACUACAAUAAUCGCAGAGUAUGACAAAAUCACAAAUAAGGUUUGGCUCCAAGAUUUGGAUUUUUUCAAAAUUUGAAGUAUUCUAGAAUGUUUUAUGGUUGUUAUAAUGAAAUUUUUUUCAAAGUUCGAAAUUGUUAGUUUUUUCUCCUCUUAAAAUGAAACUAAUUAGAACUCUCGGUUCAUUAAAAAACGUCAUACUUAUUUCAUUUUUUAAUUAUCCUUAUCCUGUAAUUAUUUAUCAUCUAUCUAUUUUCAGCUCUGAUGGCACAGGAAACGAAAAAUUGAAAUCUCAAAAAUUACGCGAGAAACCAUGAUCGCUUCGAGACCUAACAAUUGGAAAAAUAAAUGUGCCUUUGAAAAAUGAAAAAAAAACGUGUUUUUUCACGCGUAGCCUUUUUCAAAAUGGGUAUUUUCAGAAAAUUGAACAUCAUUUCUACUAAUCUUGACGAGAGGAAUCUGAUGGUCUAUUCAGAAAUUGCUGAAAAUGCUUGCGAAAUGCUGAAAACCGCUUGCGCGUGCUGAAAACGUUUUGCAGUGUGCAAACACCGUGACGCACAAAUGCACACUUGGUGUACCGUAUAGCAUGCUAGCAAACAAAAAAAAAUGUUUUUUUUGCAUUUCGAAAUUUUCAGAGUUUUCCAGCGCAGAAUUCAGGUAAACAUCUCGUUUCGAAGUAUUUUUUGAUGAAUGAGGAGCUCUUUUGGGCUCUUCAGAAUUUGCUAUUCACGGAGUUGCAAUUCGCUGUUUAGUUGAUAAUCUUCUGAAUGAUCAUGAUGCAAUUCAAGAUUUUCGAUAAAAUAUAGGUUUUCUGGUAGUUUUCGACACGGCCCCGGCGUCAAAAAUUGGAGAAAAUUGCUCCUAAUAUGAGUUAUGACGUGGCAAAGUAUACAAAUUUCGUAAAAAAUGUGACUUUGGCUACUCGAAAACCUUUAUUUUGUCAAAAAUCUCCCCCUUGUUCGUUUUUUUCUUUCAAAAUUUCAUAAAAUUACCUAGGUUACUAUUACAAUGCUCUAAAUAACCUCUUUCUCCUCAUUUGCCCACCACAAACACGCCAGUGACGUAUAGCAUUGACACACAUUAUGUCACUUGACGCACAAUUUUCUCCAUCUUUUUCUCUCGUCCCUCCCGCCAACCUCCCUCAUUCCUCUUUCUAUUUCGCGCCCCCGUUCGUGUUCGCCCUAAAAAAAUUUCGCGGUUUUUUUGCAGAUUUUUCAGCUACCGAAAAAUCAUCAGGCGAUAAUGAUGACCGAUGAGAAGGCAACCCCCGUCGAUGUGAUGUCGCUCGACAAAAAUAGCGAGGUUUGUUUGAUUUUUUGUCACCAUUUUUGGUUUGGGGGAUUGCGCAGGUGUCGAAUUUUUUUUGGGAUGAUAAAAAAAAUUCGAAUAUAGCCAGCUGCGAAAGUACAGCGGCUGGGUAGGAAACAAAAUUUGUACUCACUCGCGCUACAUUUUUUUCCUCUUCUUUUCAUUAUUUUUCUCAAGUUAGAGAGCUAGAGGCGUGUUAUUAGUAUACUAAUACUAAUAAUUAUUUUAUUCUACUAACUAACUAACAAAUGUUGAGACGGGUGAGUUAUAGAAAUUUGGAAAUUCAAGGAUUUCUUCCUUGGUAUUGACGAUGCUCCUUGAAGGUUCCAAUAAAUUCUAGUAUCAACUUACAUAGCCAUGUUUUAUGUUUUAACUCAAAAACAUGGGGGCACACAAAAUAAAACAGGAAAAUCGUGCAUUAAAGCGUAUUUUCUGCAUUUAUGCAGUAAUUCACGAAAUAAAAAAACGUUUCUUACAAGGGAACUGUUUCAACUUUCACUCUAGAUUUUCAAUAAAAUAUAUGUUUUCUAGUAGUUUUUGACACGCUGAACAAGAUCCCCGAAAUUGCAGAACUCAAAAUGAGUUAUGACGUGUCAAAGUUCAAAAAUUUCGAAAAAUUGUGACUUUAGGAGGUCAAAACUCGCUAUAAAAAAUCUAAUAGCAUAUGGUUGUUCAGGAAGGUUGAUUACAUAAGUUUAGAAGGUUCUUUUUUUCUCAAACUUGAUCACAAAUUGAAAAAAUGAAGUUUAUGUAAUCGAAUUUCCUGAACAACCCUAUGCCAUCAGAUUUUUAUGAAAACCCGCGAGUUUUGACCUCCUAAAGUAGCAAUUUUUUGAAAUUUUUGAACUUUGACACGUCAUAACUCAUUUUGAGUUCUGCAAUUUCGGGGAUCUUGUUCAGCGUGUCAAAAACUACUAGAAAACAUAUAUUUUAUUGAAAAUCCAGAGUGAAAGUUGAAACAGUUCCCUUGUAAGAAACGUUUUUUUAUUUCGUGAGUUACUGCAUAAAACAAGAAAAUACGCUCUAAUGCACAAUUUUCUUGUUUUAUUUCGGGCGACCCCAUGUUUUUGAGUUAAAACAUAAAACAUGGCUAUGUAAGUUGAUACUAGAGUUUAUUGGAUUCUCCAAGGAGCAUCGUAAUCCUAUAGAUUUCUUGAAGGAACAAGAAGACCAAAAAAAAUCAAAAAUUUUUGCAGCUCGCUGCUCGACUUCAUGGCGAUUCGUCGAAAGACUCGAAGGCGAAACCCGGUUUCCGCCAAAAAUCCCUUUCCCCCCGUCGUCGUUUGAAAAAAGCGCAACUUCUCGCCAAUCCCAUCCUCUACUUUGAACAAGUCGUGCCAAUUGAGUUCCAAGUGUCGCGCUUGUCCAAAAAAGAGAGCGAACGCUAUUUUGAUGUUCUUUAUGACAUUGGUUGCAAGAUCUAUGUGAUGGUUCAACGAUACGGUCAAGGCGAGUCGAGUUUGUCGAAUCGGACUAGUGAGACGACAACCGCCAAGUCGACGAUUGCUAUGAUUGCUAAGACAUUUGGUUUUGCCUCCGCUGAUCAACCUCCUGCUCCUGUUGAGUUUCCGACUGUUGAAGAUCUCCUCCUAACCAUCGAUGUGAGAUUUUUCUCUUAAAAAUUGUACCUAACUUAUGACGUCAUCAAGUUCUGGCUUCUAGAACUCACCGCGCUGAUGACGUAGCUCCAGGCGGAGCUGAAGAAACUGAGCUCUGAAAUUUGGGCUCAUUUUUUCCAGCUCCACCUGACGCUACGUCAUCAGCGCAGUGAGUUCUAGAGGCCGGUGAAGCAAAAACUUGAUGACGUCAUACUUUGGGUACAAUUUUUGAUAGACUUUUGGUCGCUGCGAAUUGCAAAGCCUGCAAUUAAUUUUUUUCAUCGAAAAAAAAUUAAUGGGGUGAUUCAAGUCGAAAAAAAUGAUAAAAAAUGGUUUUUUUGACCAAAAACUAUUUUUUUCCCUAUUUUUUGACAUUUUUUCACACAAAAGUGAAAAAAAUGUAACAAAAAUAGGGGGAAAAAAUAGUUUUUUGUCAAAAAAAAGUUUUUUAAAAUUAUAUUUCUCGCGUUGAAUCACCGCAAUAUCAAAAUCUACCUGCUAGAUUCAAAAAAAUCUUCAAAAUCGCGUUCUUCUUUCUGAAGAUGAGCAAAAUAGUUUCAAAAUUUCAAAAUCUUCAGGCAAACUUUGCCACGUCAUAAUUGAUUUUUAGAGUUCUGAAGCUGAAACAGCUGAAUCUUGCGUCGUAAAAUCCAAAAUUUUCGAUUUCAGGCAAAUUUUGCCACGUCAUAGUUUAUAUUCUGAAGAAUUUCGCAGAGGUCAUUGAUCUGAAAAUUUAAGAUUUUCUGAAUAUAAAUUAUGACGUGGCAAAGUUUGCCUGAAAUUGAAGUUUAAGCUCAUGGAAAACUGGGUUGGACGCAAGAUUCAGAUGUUUCAGCUUCAGAAGUCUGAAAAUCAUUAAUUUCAGCUUCAGAACUCUGAAAAUCAUUAAUUUCAACUUCAGAACUCUGAAAAUCAUUAAUUUCAGCUUCAGAACUCUGAAAAUCAUUAAUUUCAGCUUCAGAACUCUGAAAAUCAUUAAUUUCAGCUUCAGAACUCUGAAAAUCAAUAAUUUCAGCUUCAGAACUCUGAAAAUCUCUUGUUUUCCAGAAAAAAGGAAUCCACGACGUCCAACUCCUCGCCGGAAUCAAGGCAGCCAUCGCCACGGGCAUCUCCAACGCCCGUUUCACCAUCGACAUCUCCUCCCCCACCGCCACCCAAGAUCCAUCUCGAUUGUCACCCGAAAAUGCGGCCCAGGCCAUAUUCUUGAUGGCGAAAAUGGCGUUGAGAUGUCGAGCGACACGAUUUGUUGAAACUAUUAUGGCGACUGCGCAAGAAGUUGGUGUUGGAAUGGAAGAUGAGGAAGAAGAAGAGGAGGAAGAGGAUGAAGAAGAUGUUGAUGAGGAAAACAAAGAUCAACAAAGAUUUGAUUUUACUGGAGUUAAGAUCGGAGAUGAACUCCUUGAAGCGACGCAAAUCCAACAAAAUGGUCUUCUUGAACUCGCCUGUCGCCUCGGAUUCACUGAACUUUUCGAUAUACUCGCUGAAGUUAAAAGAUUCGAGUUCGAUUCGUUGCUCUCGUAUGAAACGAUGCCUUUGUUGGAAUCGGCGGCCGCUGGAACAACGACGAUUUUCAGGAAAAUUGUUGAGGCUGGUGCGGAUGUCAAUUUCAAGUCGAAACAUUCGAGCAAUACUGCGUUGUUGUAUGCGGCGGUGGCGGGGAAUAUUGAGGUGAGUUGGGCGAACUCGCGAAAUUUUCCGUGAAAAAAUGUAUAGAUUUUUGAUAAAUCGGGAUUUUUGAAGCUGAAAAAUAGCUUCGAAAAGGAUUUUGAAGCGAUUUUUUAGCUCCUGAAAUCCCGGAUUUUCAUUUGAAAUUCUUGAAAAACUUGUGCAGAAAUUUAAUUUUUUCAAAUUUCUCAUCGAAAUCUGAGUUAUAACGUGGCAAAGUUCAAAAAUCCGGGACCUCGGGAGCUGAAAAAUCGCUUCAAAAACAUUUUCGUAGUGGUUUUUCAACUCCUGAAUUACCGGAUUUUUAUUUUUUUAGUUCUUGAAAAACUUGUGCAGAAAUUUACAUUUUUUAAAAUUUCUCAUCGAAAUCUGCUGAAAAUCACUGAAAAUUCCAGAUUUUUCGUGAAAAAAAUCUACAGAUUUUUGAUAAAAUACAGUUUUUGACCCGCUGAACUCAAAAUGAGUUAUGACGUGGCAAAGUUCAAAAAUCCGGGAUUUUUGAAGCUGAAAAAUAGCUCCAAAAACAUUUUCGAAGUGGUUUUUCAGCUCCUGAAAUCCCGGUUUUUCAAAAUUUGCCACGUCAUAACUCAGAUUUCGAUGAGAAAUUUGAAAAAAUUGAAUUUCUGCACUAGUUUUUCAAGAAUUUUAAAUGAAAAUCCGGGAUUUCGGAGCUGAAAAUAGCUUUAAAAUAAUUUUCGAAGCUAUUUUUCAGCUCCAAAAAUCUAUACAAAAUGGAAUUUUCAGCAGAUUUCGAUGAGAAAUUUGGAAAAAAAAACAAAAAAUUUAUUUUUUUUUGUUGCAGAUCGUGAAGUAUUUGCUGGAAACUGGUCGAUGUUCAUUAUCAGCAAAUAAUUCAAGUGGACACGAUGCUUUGAUGGAAGCAUCGAAUGCCGGAAAACUUGAUGUUGUCAAGCUUUUAUUGAGCCAUGGAGCUGUCUCGAAAUUCUUGAACCUCAACGCCGAUUUCAAAGAAUCCGCGCUAACUCUUGCCGCGUAUAAAGGACAUUUUGAUAUUGUUGAGAUUCUUUUGGAAAAUCACGCAAAACAUCCGAUUAAGAACAUCGAAGAGGGUCUGGAAAGAGAGGAAGAAUUGUAUACGGCGCUGAUGGAGGCGAGUAUGGACGGGCAUUUCGAGGUGGCGAAAUUGUUGAUGGCUCGCGGUGCACCGGUGAAUCUCAACACUGAAUCCUUCGAAAGCCCGUUGACCCUUGCGUGUUGUGGUGGACACGCUGAAUUGGCGGAUUUGUAUUUGACGGCGGGCGCCAAUGUUGAAGAGCGGAAUGAUGAGAAUUACACGCCGUUGAUUGAAGCGUCAAGGGAAGGACAUUUGGAGGUGGUGAAGGUUUUGUUGAAGCAUGGUGCGAAGGUGAACACGCAGGCGGAGGAUAAUGGAGAUACGGCGCUGUCUGUAGCGGCUUGUGGGGGUUUCAUUGAGAUUAUGGAAUUGUUGAUGGAACAUGGCGGAGAUGUCACGGCUGGAUUAACACCUCCGAUUGUGGAAGCGGCGCAGGAAGGAUCUUUUGAAACUGUGGAAUUCAUUUUAUCAAAAUGCAAAACAAUUCCGAAGAAUCAAUUGACUAGCGCGCUGGUUUUUGCAGCAGAUUGUGGGCAAAAGAAUGUUGUUGAACUGUUGAUUAAAAAUGGGGUGGAUGUGAAUGCGUAUUACGAAGGGACCACGGGAUUAAUGAGAGCCGCUAGAAAUGAUUAUCUGGAGAUUGCGCAGGUUUUGAUUGCAGCUGGCGCGGAUGUGAAUAAAAGAACGGAGGAUAAUGAUGCGACGGCGGUUUCAAGUGCUUGUGCUGAGGGGAAUAUUGAGAUGGUUCAGUUGCUUUUGAAGAAUGGGGCGGAUCCGUAUAUUGAGCUGAAGGAUGGGAAUUCUUGUUUGUUUGAAGCGUCGAGAAAUGGGAAUUCGGAAUUGGUUUCGUUACUCAUACAUUUUUCGAAGACGGGGAAUCUCUCGGCGGAUUCAAUUCGCACUUCUACAAAUAUUCCGAAAACCAAGCAGAAGGGAUUCUUCAAGAAAACGCAGCGGAAAACAUCGUGUGAUAUGAUGACGAUGAUUCAAUCGACGACGACGAGUCUGAAGAAGAAGAGUCAAUUGGGAAAGUGUAAAUCGGAUCAUCAGAUUACGUUGCAGGAAGUGGAGAUGUUGCAGCAUUUGUUGAGAAUUCAACAGUGGGUUUUUUGGGGGGGGGGCGGGAUUUAGUGAUUUUGAGGGGAACCUGGGGAUUUUUAAUCAAAAAAUCUUGAUUUUCCAAAAAAAAAAUGGUUCAAAUUCAGUUCAGAACCUCAAAAUUCCUUCAAAUUCAGUUCAGAACUUCAAAAAUCGUCCAAAUUCAGUUCAGAACCUCAAAAAUCGUCCAAAUUUAGUUCAGGACUUCAAAAAUAGUCCAAAUUCAGUUCAGAACCCAGAAAAACCCCAAAUUUUCGCUCCAGGACCUCAAAAAUCUCAAAUUUUCGCUCCAGGACCUAGAAAAUUCCAAAUGUUCGCCCUAGGACUCAGAAAAUUGUCCAAAUGUUUGCUCCAGGACUUCAAAAAUCGUCCAAAAUUACUUCAGGACUUCAAAAAUCGUCCAAAUUCAGUUCAGAACCCAAAAAACCCUAAAUUUUCGCUCCAGGGCCCAGAAAAUUCCAAAUGUUGGCCCCAGGAUCUUUAAAAACCCGAAUUUUCGCUCCAGGACUCAGAAAAUCUCAAAUUUUCGCUCUAGGACCUAAAAAAACCCAAAUUUUCGCUCCAGGACCCAGAAAAUUCCAAUUUUUCGCUCCUGGACUUAGAAAACCCGAAUUUUUGCCCCAGGAUCUUAAAAAACCCGAAUUUUCGCUCCAGGACCAAUUUUUCACGUCAUUUUAAACGUUGAAAAUUAGUUUUUCAAAAAUCUUUCUGGCAAAAAUAUUUAUUUUUCGAAUAAUAAAAAUUUUACUAAUUUUUCCUGAAAAUGUUUGAAUUCAAAACUUUUUUAAAAUAUUAAAUUCAAUAUUCUCAAAAAAUCUAAUUUCUUGUAAAAUAUUGAAAUAUUGGGAUUCAAAAUUUAAAAAAAACAAAAAUUAAAAUAACCAUAUUUUUUAACCGUAAACACAAAAAUUCGUCCUAAGGUCACAAAUUUCUUCUAUUUAAUAAAUCAUCAUUAUCAUAAUAAUCAUUCCCUAUUUCUUUAAUAUAUUUCCAGACAAAUGAUGUCAAUCGAUUUGACGAAUGUUCCAAAAGAAAAGAUGAAAGAACACAAUCAAAUCACCAAAGGCUUUGGCAAGUGUUUAUGGAACGAAUUCGGACGGAAGAAUUCGAUUUCCGAAAGCACCACAAAGAUCGGAUAUUGAUCGAUUGAAAGAGGGAGAUUUGGUAUGUAUUUUAUUUUAGGGCUGAUUCACGAACGAAAAAAAUGUUUUAAAAUGUUUUUUAACAUUGAAAGAAAGUCAAAAAAUGUCGAAAAAACAUUAGUUUUUCAAGGUUUUUCAGCCAAAAAUGAUGAAAAAUCGAUAUUUUUCAAGAUUCUGGAGUAAUUUCUGAUUAAAAUUGACCUUGGAAUUCACUUUCCAGAAGGUUUUGCUGAUUUUUCGGAAAAUAAAAAAUUUUUAAAUUUUGAUGAAUUUCGAAAAAAAUCAUAAAAUAAUGCAAAAUAGGGUUCUCGAAGCUUAUUUUCAUCAGAAAUUACUCCAAAAGCUUGAAAAAUAUCGAUUUGUCAUCAUUUUUAGCUGAAAAACUCGAAAAACUAAUUUUGACCUUGUCGAAAAUCAAUGAAUAUCUUUGUGCGCGCGCGCGGUCGCGUUGCGGUCGAACAAAAAUCAAUUUUUGCUCAUUUUUUCACUGGAAAAUGAUGUUUUUCACAAAAAACGGUCAUUUUUUGCCUUUUUUCAGUCUGAUUAAAAAUGAUAAUGGAAUUCAAUUUCGUCGGAAAAUGUGAAUUUUAUAGGUUUUUCAGUCUGAAAAAGGCAAAAAUUGACCGUUUUUUGAUGAAAAACAAUAUUUUCCAGAGAAAAAUGAGCAAAAAUUGAUUUUUGUUCGACCGCAACGCGACCGCACGCGCGCACAAGGACGUUUAAUAAUUUUCGAAGUAUUUAUGAGGGAUUGUCGCUGUUUUCCUCUGAAAAUUGAUGAAUGUCUUUGUGCGCGCGCGGUCGCGUUGCGGUCCAAAUAUCACCGAUUUUUGGUCAUUUUUUCACUGGAAAAUUUUGUUUUUCACAAAAAAACGGUCAAUUUUUGCCUUUUUCAGUCUGAAAAACCUAUAAAAUUCAAAUUUUUCAAUAAAAUGGAAUAUUAUCAGUUUUUUAAUGAAAAACAACAUUUUCCAGUGAAAAAUGAGCAAAAAUUGAUUUUUGUUCGACCGCAACGCGACCGCACGACGCGCACAAAGACAUUCAUUAAUUUUCGAAUAAUAAAAAUUCCAUUUUCACAGCUUCCCGGAGUGAAAUCAUUUGCUGAAAUAGUUGCGUAUGGUUGGCUGGAAAUGGAAAGAUAUUGUGGACAUCCGAUUGAACUUGGUGGAUUAGAACAGCGAUGCAACGAGGGUCAUACGACGAAUGCGGCUGCCGCAGUUUCAGCCGCAGCCGCAGCUGUCAGUGGAAUUGAUACGCAAGCAUAUUUUGCGACGGUUUUGGCGAAAAUGAACAAUGGCGAGAGUAUGCGAGUUCCGGCAACAAUUGGUGCGAUAAAUGCGGCAAGCGCUGCGAUUGGUGGAGUGUUUUUUGAUAAAGGAGAAGAUGGGGCGAAUCUGAAUAAUCCAGAUGACAAACAUUUGUAUCUAUCGAAACAGCUUCAAAUGUUGACGGCGAAGAAUUGUUGUGAAUCGGGACUUCGUGGUGUUUUGAAUCGAAUGGGUGUGAAUUUCAAAAAAAGGAAUAAUACAAGUGGAUCGGAAAGUGGUGGAUCGAUAACGGAAAAGAAGGCGAGUCGAUUGGGAAAUAAAUCGUAUACUGGAGUGUCGACUUUGGCGAUUGAAAUGGAACGACAAUAUCAGAAUAGUCGGACGGAGGAUAAUCGAGAUAUGGCGAUUUUGACGGCUUAUGUUGCGAGUACCCUUCCCGAAUACGGAUAAUAAUCGGAGUGAUAUUAUUAGUGAGUUUUGGGGGAUUUUUUGCACAGAAAAUUUUGUUAUUAUUGGAAAAAUUGGAAUUUUACGCUUUGAAAAUUGAAAAUUUUGAAAAAAAAAGUCUUAUUAUUGGAAAAAAUGGAAUUUUUCACCUUGAAACUGGAAAAUUUUCGUUUUAAAAUUGGAAAUUUUUGAAAAAAAAAUGUCUUAUUAUUGGAAAAAAUUGGAAAUUUUUCACCUUUGAAAAUGGAAAAUUUUCGUCCUUUCAGGCAAAAUGUUGAAAUUCAGCAUUUUUGUGUUUUUUAGAUGAUGAAAAUUGUUUUUUUUUUCAAAAUUUCGAAAUAAAAUUGUUUAAAAACCAAAAAACAGCACAAAAUUGAGCCAAAAAUCGAGAAUUUUUGCGAAAUUUGUGGUUUUGAGAACCCAUUACUCAUGUUAGAGAUGAUACUUUCUCAGAAAUUUUGUAUUCGGUCAGAAAAUCUUCUCUAACAUGAGUAAUAGCCGCGAUUUUCAGAAAAUUCCCAAUUUUUGGCUCAUUUUUGGGCUCUUCGGAGAGUCGCGCAACAAAAAACUGAAAACUUGUCUGAAAAAUUGAUUUUUUCAGUUCUGAAAUUAUUUCGAGACUUUAGAAUUAUCAAAAUUGUUCAAAAAGGUUUGAUUAGAUUCGAAUUGAUUUAUUUUUAGUUUGAAAAUUUAGAAUUUGAUCUUCAGACUUCUGAAAAAUGUAACAAGUCCAAUUAUUUUUGAAAAUUUCCUUAAAAAUCAACGUUUUUGAUGAAAUUUAAGCUCGAAAUUCUUCUUUUCGGGAAAAAUUUCGAUUUUUGCCCAGAGAAUUUGAAAAUUUAGCGAAUUUUGAAUUUUUAUUUGAUGAAUAUCGGAAAAAAUAUUUGAUAAUAAAUUAUAUCAACAUUUUUUGAAACGUAUUAUUUUUUUAGGAUUUUUGAAAAAUUCGAAUUCUUGAGUUUUAGCUGAAAAAAGCUAUAUUUUCAAAUUUUCUGGGCAAAUAUCGAAAUUUUUCGAAUUUUCCCGAAAGAAAGCAUUUUGAGCUUAAAUUUCAUCAAAAAUUUGGAUUUUCAAGGAAAUGUUCAAAAAUAAUUGGACUUUUCAUAAUUGGAUGCAUUUUUCAGAAGUCUGAAAAUCAAAUUCUAAAUUUUCAAACUAAAAAUAAAUUAAUUCGAAUCGAAUCAAACCUUUUUGAACAAUUUUGAUAAUUCUGAAGUCUCGAAAAAAUUUCAGAACCUAAAAAAUUCAAUUUUUUCAGACAAAUUUUCAGUUUUUCGCUUCGCGACUCUCUAAAGAGCCCAAAAAUGAGCCAAAAGUUGAGAAUUUUCUGAAAAUCGCGGCUAUUACUCAUGUUAGAGAAGAUUUUUAUCAAAAAUUGAAAAGUUUGAUCUCUAACAUGAGUAAUGGUCUCUGAAUUUCGAAAAUUCUCGAUUUUUGACUCAUUAUUGUGCAAAAUUUCCGAAUUUUGUUCAAAAAUCGCCAAUUUUCCAGCCGGUGAUCGACUUCUCAAGAAAAUCUUCUCAACAAUGAAACAGGCUGAAGUCAAUGAAGCUGUCAAAAAAGCCAAAGCCACGUUGACAAGCAAUGAAAAUGGAAGUGAGUUAUUUUGCAUGAAAUCUUUUUUUUUCUUGUUUUUCUAUUUAAUUACCCUGCACGUUUGAGAAUUAAAAUUAUUUUUUUGACGAAAAAUUUGUCAAAAAACUAUAUUUUUUCCUAUUUUUUGACAUUUUUUUCAUUUUUUUGUAAAAAAAAAUGUCGAAAAAUAGGAAAAAAGUGAAAUUUUUGGUCAAAAAAUGGUUUUUAAUUAUUUUUUAAUAAAAUCCCCCGCUUCUUCUUUCGUUUUCUUCGUUCUGUCCUCGCAUGCAUUGUCGUUUUUGUAGACAAAACCGAAUGCGAACUCUACACAAAAUAUUUUGAAGCACAAAAUCGCAAGGAGCCAUUCUUUGCCAAAUGUUUGGCCGAACGAGCCAGUGUCACGCAAUUUGAUUCGACAUUUGAGUGUGAUCAUCAUGAUGAGGUGGGUAAAAUGCUCGUUUUCUGGCUCCAAAUGAAUUUUGCUCACAAAGAUAGGUGGCCGAACAUAUUUGCGGUGGCCGAGGAAUGUUGGGAACUCGGCCACGAAUGAUUUUCAUGACAUUAGAGUGAUUUUGUUGCUGUGGCCGAAUUCCUGACAUUUCUGAAAAGGCCACCGCAAAUUGUUCGGCCACAAAAAAUGAAUUAAAUAUGUGGCCGAUUUUAUUUGCGGUGGCCGAGAAAUGUCGGGAACUCGGCCACCAAUGAUUUUCAUGACAUUAGAGCGAUUUUGUUGAGUUGGCCGAGUUCCCGACAUUUCUCGGCCACCGCAAAUUGUUAGGCCACAUUUUUAAUGCAUUUUUUUCGAAAAUAUUGAAAAUCAGAAUUUUUGUGCUUUUAAAAUUAUAAAAAUUGUUCUCAAUGGAGCGCGUUUGCAAAUUUUCGAGCUAAAAUUUGAAUUUUUAUAGUUUCCGGUUCAAUUUUGAGCAUUUAGAGGUUCAUAUUUUGCUCAUCUAAAAAUUUAAAAUCAGAAAAAUGUGAACAAUUCAAAUAUUAGCUCGAAAAUUUGCAAAUGCGCUCCAUUGAGAAUUUGGCGGGUUUUUUGAAAAAAACUACAAUUUUUAUCAUUUUAAAAGCACAAAAAUGCUAAAUUUCAAUUUAUUUUCGAAAAAAACGUGGCCUAACUAUUUUUGGUGGCCGAGAAAUGUCGGGAAUUCGGCCACCGCAACAAAUUCGCUCUAAUGCUCCAAAAAUCAUUAGUGGCCGAAUUCCCACAUUCUGAAGUCAUCAAAAUGCUCCUUGAGCCAAAAAACUCCAGGGGGACUAGGUUUUCCUAUUCCCCCUGGAGUAAAAAAAAUAUAGAAUUUCUAGUAGUUUUCGAAGCGCUGAACACGUCUAAAAUGACGUGGCAAACUUCGGGAAGCUUGAAAAAUGAGCAAAUGCCACGUCAUAACUCAUGUUAGAAUGGAAAAAAAUCUGGAAUUCCCAUUUUUCCAGGCCAUUUUUGAAUCAAUGACGUGGCAAACUUCGGGAGCUCGAAAAAUGAGCAAUCCCGAAAUUUGCCACGUCAUAACUCAUGUUAGAACGGAAAAAAAUCUGAAAUUCCCAUUUUCCAGGCCAUUUUUGAAUCAAAAGUGAUUAUUUUCAGAAAUGCAACACAAAAUCGCCAGCGAAAAAUAACGAAAAUGGAACAAAUGGUCGAAGUGCAGUUCGAUCGCUGACUGAAAGAGUCAUGAAACAAGUGAAACCGGUAGAUAAAGCGACUGAUAGUUCGCUGGAAACACCGCUCUCAAUUGCUUGCGCGAAUGGACAUCGAGAUGUUGUUGAAUUGUUAGUCAGCGAAGGAUCCAACAUUGAACAUCGCGAUAAGAAGGGCUUCACUCCGCUGAUCUUUGCCGCUUCUGCUGGACACGCUGAUGUUGUUGAGAUCCUAUUGAAGAAUGGCGCGUCGACUGAAGCGCAGACUGAAAGAACUAAAGAUACGCCAUUGUCUUUGGCUUGUUCGGGUGGGCGGAAAGAAGUUGUUGAACUACUUCUUGCUCACAACGCGAAUAAGGAGCAUCGAAAUGUCAGCGAUUACACGCCGCUGUCUUUAGCAGCUUCUGGCGGUUAUAUCGAUAUUGUGACGAUGCUUUUGAAUGCGGGAGCGGAGAUUAAUUCAAGAACUGGAAGUCGAUUGGGAAUCUCGCCGUUGAUGUUGGCGGCGAUGAAUGGACAUCGUGAGGCGACGAAAUUGAUGUUGGAGAGGGGCAGUGAUAUUAAUGCGCAGAUUGAGACGAAUCGGUGAGGGUUUUUGGGGCCUACAGUAACCUAGUAGAUUUUGAGCGGCAAAAUUUGGCUCAUUUUGAGACCAAAUAAGCCUAGGCUAAAAAUUUUUUGGAACCUACAGUAACCUGGUAGAUUUUGGCGCCAAAAAUUUGAUACUCAACAAGCUUAUGCUGAAAAUUGUUGUGCCUACAGUAACCUGGUAGAUUUUGCUCUCGAAAUUCGGCUCAUUUUGAGACCAAAUAAGCCUAUGCUAAAUUUUCUGGUGUCCUACAGUAACCCAGUAUAUUUUGAUGCCUACAGUAACCCAUUGGUUUUUGAUGCCUACAGUAACCCAGCCUACAGUAACCCUAGUAGAUUUUGAGCGCGAAAAAUCGGCUCAUUUUGAUACCAAAUAAGCCUAUGCUAAAUUUUUUGGGGCCUACAGUAACCCAAUGGUUUUUGACGCCUACAGUACCCUAGUAGAUUUUGAGCGCGAAAAAUCGGCUCAUUUUGAUACCAAAUAAGCCUAUGCUAAAUUUUUUGGUGGCUACAGUAACCUGGUAGAUUUGGACGCCUACAGUUACCCAUUGGUUUUGAUGCCUACAGUAACCUGGUAGAUUUUGAGCGCGAAAAAUCGGCGCAUUUUGAGAUUAAAUAAGUCUGAGAUUUAAUAUUUAAGCUAAAUUUUUGGGGCCAACAGUAACCCGGUAGAGUUUGAGUGCUAAAAAAUUUAAUUCAAAUUUUUUUUACUCCUUUAUUUAAAAUCAUUUUUCGCGCCAAAAUGUACAGUAACCUGGAAUAUUUUUAGCACAAAAUAUGAACUGAGCCAGCUCUCAUUUUGAGUUUUCAAAAAAAAAUUUUUCCAGAAACACGGCUCUAACUUUGGCAUGUUUCCAAGGCCGAACAGAAGUCGUGGCACUUCUCGCCAAAUUCAACGCCAACGUCGAACAUCGUGCAAAAACCGGCCUGACUCCUCUAAUGGAAGCCGCAAAUGGUGGAUAUUACGAUGUUGGUGAGAUCUUGCUGGAUUUCCUUGCCGAUCCCAAUGCCGCUCCAGUUCCAUCUUCAAAAGAUACAGCUCUAACAAUUGCUGCUGAUAAAGGACACAAUCAAUUUGUUGAUUUGUUGUUAUCGCAUGGUGCACAAAUUGAGGCGAAAAAUAAGAAGGGAUGUACGGCUUUGUGGUUGGCGUGUAAUGGUGGACAUUUGUCGACUGUCGAAGUUUUGUUGAAGUUUAAUGCGGAUGCUGAUGCUUUCGAUAAUCGAAGAAUGUCACCGUUGAUGACCGCUUUUCGCAAAGGACAUGUUGAUGUGAGUGAUUUUUUUGAAAAUAGAAAAAAAAUUGAAAUUUGAAUUUUUCAAGGAUUUUUAUGGUUUCAAAAAAGAUGAAAAUUGUUCAAAAAGCUUUUUUUUCAUGCAAAUUGCAAUAGGAAAAAUUUGAAAAUGAAAAAAAAUUGAAAAAUUUUUAAGGUUUCAAAAACUAUGAAAAUUGUUAUUUUUCAAAAAAAAACCCGCCAAAUUCUCAAUGGAGCGCAUUUGCAAAUUUUCGAGCGAAAAUUUGAAUUUUUAUAGUUUUCGGCUCAAUUUUGCUCAUCUAAAAAUUUAAAAUCAGAAAAAAACUGAAAAAAGGAUCUGAAAAUUCUGUUUUUCGCACUUUUUUGGUUUUUGGACAAUUUUAUUUUGAAAUUUUGAAAAAAUUUUCAUUUUAAUGAUUUCAAAAGCUAAAAAUUGAUUUUAUAAAAUUAAAUUUUAAUGAAAAAAGUUCAAAAUGAUUUUACUCACAUGGCCGAACAAUUUGCGAUGGCCGAGAAAUUCGUCUGGAAUUCGGCCACCAAUGAUUUUCACAAAAUUAGAGUGAAUUUGUUGCUGUGGCCGAGUUCCCGACGAUUUCUCGGCCACCGCAAAUUGUUCGGCCACACAUUUUUUGAUUCAUUUUUUUUCGAAAAUAUUGAAAUUCAACAUUUUUAUGCUUUUAAAAUGAUGAAAAAUUGUUCUUUAUCUUCAAAAAUUUCGAGUACUUUUUGAAGAGCACAAAAAUGAGCCAAAAAUCGGGAAUUUUUGCGAAAUUUGAGGUUUUGAGAGCCCAGUACUCAUGUUAGAGAUCAUACUUUCUCAGAAAUUUUGUAUUCAGUCAGAAAAUCUUCUCUAACAUGAGUAAUAGCCGAGAUUUUCAGAAAAUUCUCGACUUUUGGCUCAUUUUUGGGCUCUUUAGAGAGUAGCGCAGCAAAAAAACUGAAAAUUUGUCUGGAAAAAUUGAUUUUUUCAGUUCUGAAAUUUUUUCGACACUUCAGAAUUAUCAAAAUUGUUCAAAAAGGUUUGAUUAGAUUCGAAUUAAUUGAUUUUUAGUUUGAAAAUUUAGAAUUUGAUUUUCAGACUUUUGAAAAAUGUAAAAAGUCCAAUUAUUUUUGAACAUUUCCUUGAAAAUCAUGAAAUUUAAGCUCAAAAUGCUUCUUUUCGGGAAAAAAGCGAAAAAUUUCGAUUUUUGCCCAGAAAAUUUGAAAAUUUAGCGAUUUUUACUGAAAUUUUGACUUCAAAAACCCAAAAAAUUUGAAAUUUUCACCUGAAAAUUCUGAAAAAAAAAUUUUGCAGAUUGUCAAAGUGAUGGUUUCUCAUGUCAAACAAUUCCCAUCCGACCAAGAUCUUCAACGAAUUUUGACAUCAACCGAAAGCGCUGAGAUCAAGGAAAAAUGUCAACAAUGUAUGACGGUGAUUCGCGACGCGAAAAGUGCUCAAGCUGAAUCGGCGAAUAAAGCUGCGCAAGAUUUGUUAGCGUUGUUGGAAGAGGAAGAGCUCCAGGCGAAAUCCAAGAAGCAAAAACAACAGGAGAAAAAGGCGAAGAAGAAGAGUUCGAAGAAAGUUGCAGCUGUGCCGGAACCUGAAGUUGAGCCUGAAGUUGAGCCGGAAGUUGAGCCAGAACCUGAGCCAGAACCCGAGCCAGAACCAGUUGAAAUUGCUCCACCGCCACCUCCCCAACCUUCUAAGAAGAGCCUGAAGAAGAAGGCUGCUGCAGCUGCAGCAGCCGCAGCAGCUCCAGCUCCUGUAGUUGUUAGUAUCCCGUGUGUUCCACCACCGCAACCUGUUCGAAACUUUCACCAAUUUCACCGAGAGCCGAUGAAUGGGUUGAAGCGUCGGGCAAAAAGUCGAAGGGAAAAAAGCAGAUUCAGAAUAUUCCGGCGCCGAUUGUGAAUUCGACGAUGACAAUCAACAAGGAAUCGUCGACGACUUCGAGUGUUACGUCGGAAUUUGGAGGAGGAGGAGGAGUUGUUCAGGAGAUUGAUUUGGUGAGUUUUUUUUGGGAAAACUGAAUUUUUGAGCUAUGACGUGGCGAAAUUUGGAAAAAAAUCGCGAAAUUUAUCGCUACAAUGUUUGAUACUCAGUUAACAUAACAUUGCCUGCGUAUAUUAUUAGAUACUCAGCCAAUUUUCGAUUCUCUAUGAUGAAUUUUGAGCUGAAAAUUGAGCAAAAUUGACCCUGGAGCUUGAAAAUGCUCAUUUUUGAGCAAAAAACCAAGAAAAAUGAGCCCUGGAGCUUGAAAAUCCCGAUUUUGAGGCAAAAAUUAAACAAAAACAACAAAUGCGCUCCAUUGAACUUUUAGCUUUUUGUAGAAAAAUUCAAAUUUUCAAUUCAGAUUUUUUUGAGAUUUUUCGAAAUUUUCCAAGUUUUUUUUUUCGAAUUUUUAUAUGCUAAAACUAAUUUUCCCUGCCUGACUUUAUUUUUACUCAGAUUUUCUGAUUUAUAAAACAACUCUGAAUUUUUGAGCUAUGACGUGGUGAAAUUUUGAAAAAUCAGAAUUUUUCGAAAUUUUGCCACGUCAUAGCUCAAACUGAAAAUUCCCAAAAUUUUUUUUCGAAUUUUUAAAUGGUAAAAAUAAUUUUCCCAACCUGAAAUUAUUUUUACUCAGAUUUUCUGAUUUAUAAAACAACUCUGAAUUUUUGAGCUAUGACGUGGCGAAAUUUAGAAAAAUUGUCGACAAUUUAUUGCUACAAUUUCAGAAUUUUUCGAGAUUUUUGAAAUUUUGCCACGUCAUAGCUCAUAUUCAAAACCAAAUCUGUGCUUGAAAUUUUCCAAAUUUUUUUUUUUGAAAUUUUAAAUUUUCGACAGAGUUUUCCCAACCUGAAUUUCAAAAUGAUCGAAUUCAAAAAAAAAAUGUGCUGAAAUUUGAAAUCCAUAACACUUCUGAGGAUUUUUGAGCUAUAACGUGGCGAAAUUUUGAAAAAUUGGGACAAUUUUGAUCAGUUUCUCUGGUUUUGGCUAAUUUCUGAUCAAAAUUUGACGCAGAAAAUUUACGCGCUGAAAUUGUCUGAAAAUCGGGGGAAAAUUGGAAUUUUUGCGAAUAUUUCGCUUUGAAAAAUGAUUUAAAAAAGUUAGUUAUGACAUGGCAAAAUUUCGAAAAAUCGUAAAACGAAAGGUCAAAAUUUAGCCAUUUUUUGAAUUUUUGACUAAUUUAUGGUGAAAAUUUGGACAAAAAUUGAUUAAAAACAAAUUUAUAAUCGAAAUUUGUGAAUAUGAGCUAUGACGUGGCAAAAUUUCGAAAAAUCUCAAAAAAAUUGGGACAAUUUUGAUUUUUCUCUAGUUUUGGUUUUUUUCUCUGAUUUUUCUCUAGUUUUGGCUAUUUUCUGGUCGAAAUUUGAUGCAGAAAAUUUACGCGCUGAAAUUGUCUGAAAAUAGGUGGAAAAUUGGAAUUUUUGCGAAAUUUUUUUCAACAAUAAAAAAAGUUAGUUAUGACGUGGCAAAAUUUCGAAAAAUCGUAAGAAGAAAGGCCAAAAUUGAGCCAUUUUUUUUAUUUUUUGGCUAAUUUAUGGUGAAAAAUUGGACAAAAAUUGAUUAAAAACGUAUUUCUAAUCGAAAUGAGCUAUGACGUGGCAAAAUUUCGAAAAACCAUAAGAAGAAAGGCCAAAAUUAAGCCACGUCAUAGCUCAUAUACAAAAUUCAACGUUUCAAAUCCAUUUUCAUUUCUUGCAGAACAAGAAAAAGCAAUAUACAUUGAGUGUUCCAAGCAGUGCAAUCCCAAGAAUAAUUGGAAGAGGCGGUGCAAAUGUGAAUUCGGUUCGUGAAGCGACUGGAGCAACAAUUGAAAUCGAGAAACAAGGAACACGAAAAGAUCAAUUCGAAAGGCUGAUUAAUGUUCGUGGAAGUCCAGAUUCGAUCAAAUCAGCAGUUCAGAUCUUGCAAUUAAUGGUCGCUGAUGUUGACGCGCAAAUCAAUGAUGUUAUUCGAAGUGUGCUACGUGGCAAUAGUUCGGUGGCGUCGUCGAUUUCGUCGGAUGGAACGACACAUUCUUUGAAAGCGCCUGCUGCUGAAGUUGUUGUUGUUGCUCCGCCCAAAACGAUUUCUGCAGCUCCAGCGAAUUCCGGUUCGACUGGAAAUGUUUGGCAGCAACGGAUGGCUGCGCGACAAGAGCAACAAUCGAAAAACUGAGCCGCCGAAAGUUGCUCCGCCGAGCCCCGUCAAAGUUGCACCAAUCACACCGAUUGCGAAAAUUGUGGCGGAAAAAAUUGCAGGUGGGUUUUGAAAAUUUGAAAUUUGAAAAACCCCGAGUUAGAUACGCAGGUGGUUACGGUUUUGGUUUUUUUUUUUGAAAAAAAAUCAAUUUUUCAUAAUUUUGAAAGCUCUGGCAAGCGGAGUGUCGUUGUUUUUUCCGUUUUUUUGAUGAAAAUUCACAGUAUUUAGCAUUUGAAAGCUUCACAAAAUGAAACUAGACUCUAGUUUCAGAAGAUAUACGUGGCCGAUUUAUUUUUGGUGGCCUAGAAAUGUUGGGAAUUCGGCCACAGCAACAAAAUCGCUCUAAUUUCAUGAAAUUAUCGCGAAUUUGUUGCGUUGGCCGAAUUCCCGACAUUUCUCGGCCACCGCAAAUUGUUCGGCCACAAAAAAUGAAUUAAAAAUGUGGCCGAACUGUUUUCGGUGGCAGAGAAAUCGUUGGGAAUUCGGCCACAGCAACAAAAAUUAUGAUCUUCACAACAUUAGAGCGCAUUUGUUGCGUUGGCCGAGUUCCCGACAUUUCUCGGCCACCGCAAAUUGUUCGGCCACAUUUUUUAUUCAUUUUUGCUUCGAAAAUUUUGAAAUUCAGCAUUUUUGUGCUUUGAAAAUGAUAAAAAUUGUCCAAAAACUCAAAAAACGGGGGACUAGGUUUUCACUGUGUAUUCCUAGUAUUUUCCCAAUUUUUCAGAACCCGAAGUUAUCCCAAUUCGCCCAACUCCAAUUGUCAAACGCGAAGCAGUGGUUCAACCGAUUCAACAACGAACUCCACCACAACAAUCGGUUCAACCUCUCGGCUUUCGGCCAAUAUGUUCCGGUUCCACCAUCGCCACCACCUACACCUUCAGCUCCAGCAGCCACAACAUCUACAACAUCUACAACUCCAGCUCCACUUCGAACCAUGUUAUUCCCAGCUAGCUUGGCACCAGCUCCACCAGCUCCAACAGUUUCGGAAGACGUCGAAGCGGCUACGCUGAAAUUGUUUGAGAGCACAAAGCUGGCUGAAAUUUGGGGACAACCUGAGGAGCAAACGGGCGAUUCGGCGUGGGGAAGUCAGUUGUUUGGAACGCAGGCCGAAUGGUCGCCGGCUGAGAUGUUUAAGAAUCUAUCGACAUCUUCUGGAACAACAUCAGUGACAAGUUCAGCGCCACCACCACAAACAUCAAGAGAUCAAACGAAGAGUGUGCCAUUGUUCGCCAGAACUCAGCCACAGCAGCAGAUUCAACAACAACAAUCGAGACAAAUGGCGAUUAUUCAACAACAACAACAGAACUAUCAUCAACAGCAGCAAACUUUGAUAAAUCAACUCCAAACAAGCCUUUCGGAACAAGUUUCGGCAACUCAUAAUAUGUAUAGUCAAUUGGCUGCGCAAUUGUUGACACAUCAGGAGACGUCGACUUCGAAUUCGCAGGCUUAUUAUCAGCAACAACAGAAUCAGCAGCAACAACAACUUGCGUAUGCUAGAACGAAUAGUGGAUUUGUGAGUUUUUUUGUUGGAAAUUUUGGAUUUGGGCUGGAAUUAGGGCCUUAAAAAGCCUUAGUUUUAGGCUAGAUUUUGGCUUGGAUUAAGGUCCUAAUCUUUUCAAGAAAUAAGCCUCCAAAAGCCUUAAUUUUAGGCUAGAUUCGGGCUGAAUUUGGGCCUUAAAAACCCUUAUCUUGGGGUAGAUUUUGGCCGGAAUUAGAGCCUUAAAAGCCCUUAUUUAAGGCUAGAUUUAGGCCGGAAUUAGGGGCUUAAAAUCCUUAGUUUUGGGCUAGAUUUUGCCUGAACUAAGGUCCUAAAAAGCCCUAAUUUUAGUCUAGUUUCGAAUUUAAUUAAGGCCUUAAUCUUGUUAAGUAAGUGAUCUAUACAACGCCAAAAAAAGCCUCAAUUUUAGGGUAGAUUCAAAGGCCCUUAUCUUGUGAAGUAACUAGGCUCAAAGGCCUUAAUUUUAGGCUAAUUCUGGUCUGAAUUAAUGCUUCAGAAAGCCUAAAUUUUAGACUAGAUUUGGCCUGAAUUAAGGGCCUUAAAAGCCUUAAUUUUAGGCUAGAUUUGGCCGGAAUUAGAGCCUUAAAAGCCUUAAUUUUAGGCUAGUUUUGGACUGAAAUACGGGCUUAAUUUUUUCAAGAAAAAGGGCUAAGAAGCCUUAAGUUUAGGCUGGAUUUGGCCGGAAUCAGGGCUUUAGAAAGCCCUAAUGUUAGGCUAGUUUUGGCCUGAAUUAGGGCCUUAAAAGCCUUUUUUUUAGGGCUAGAUUUGGCAUGAAUUAGGGCCUUAAAAAGCCUCAAUGUUAGGCUAGUUUUGGACUGAAUUAGGGCCUUAGAAGCCUUAGAUUUUGGCUAGAAUUAUGGCCUUAAAAGCCCUUAUUUUAGGCUAGAUUUUGGCCGGAAUUGAGGCCCUAAUUUUAGGUCCAAUUAGGGUCUGAAUACUUUAAAUGCAACGCUAAAAGAUUAAGCCUAAUUAAGACCUUAAUUUAAGGCUAGUUUUGGCCUGAAUUAAGAUCCUAAUCUUGUAAAGAAAUAAUGCUUUAGAAAGCCUUAAUUUUAGGCUAGAUUUGGCUGGAAUCAAGGUCUCAAACUUAUCAAGUAAUAAGGCUCCAAAAAAGCCUAGAAAGGCCUUAAGUUUAGGCUAGGUUUUGGGCUGAAUUAGGGGCUUAAAAGCCCUUAUUUUAGGCUAGAAUUUGGCUGGAAUUAAGACCCUAAUUUUAGGUCCAAUUAGGGUCUGAAUACUUUAAAUGUAAGGCUAAAAGAUUAAGCCUAAUUAACAAGUAAGGCCUCAAUUUGAAGGCCCUAAUCAAGAAUUACGGCUCUUAAUAUCGCAAGCCUAAGCCUUAAAAAAAAUUUUAGAUCCAAAAAUCACCUUCAAAAUUUUUGCAGAACGAAAACAACGAUGAUAUAAUGAAUGCAUUCUAUUCGGCCGACAAUCGUAAUCCAAACAACUAUCAAAAUGCGAUUCGUCGAAUUCAGCCAAUAAUUCAAGUUUGUCAGCAUCAGCAGCGAACUUCAACCAACUCGGCCACUUCUCAAUAUUCAGCACCACCUCCUGGAUUUUCGGCGAUUCGUCAACAACAACAUUAUUUCCAGCAACAACAAUAUUCGUGAGUUUUUUUUUUUUUUUGGGGGGGGAAGUCUAGCCACGUGGAAUUUGUGGCUCAGAGUUUUUGUCUCCGAAAAAUUCCGAAAUUUUAAGCCCAAAAUUCCACGUGGCAAUAUUUUUUAGUUCAAUUUUUGAUUUCAAAAAAAAUCACAUGAAGAGUUUUGAAUUUUGAGCCAAAAAUUGAACCCACGUGGCUCAUUUUUUGCUCGAAAUUUGGAACCUAAAAAUCUAGCCACGUGGAUUUUCUGGAUCAAAAUUUCGAAAUUUUAAGAAAUUCCACGUGGCAAUGUUUUAAUUUUCUGAAAAAAAUUGAAAUAAAAUUCGAUGACACGUGGAAUUUUUGGCUCAAAAUUCUAAUUUGAAAAUCUGGCCACGUGCUCGAAAUUAGAAGUGCUCCUUUUUAGCAUCAAAAAUCUAGCCACGUGGAUUUUUUUGUCCAAAAAUUUUGAAAUUUUGAUCCGAAAAUUCCACGUGGCAAUGUUUUUUAGUCCGAAUUUUGAUUCAUGAAGAAUUUUUAGAAAAAUUUGAACUGAAAAAUAUUGCCGCGUGUAAUUUUCACUCAAAAUUGAAACUGAAAUUCUGAUAACACGUGGAUUUUCUGGAUCAAAAUUUGGAGUAAAAAAUUUUCCACGUGGAAUUUUCUGUCUCAAAUUCUGAACUAAAAAUCUAGGCUCGUAUAAAGUUUAGCUCAGAAUUCUCAUCAAAAAAUCUAGCCACGUGGAAUUUUUUUGUCCAAAAAUUUGAAAUUUUGAGCUAAAAAUUCCACGUGGCAAUUUUUUUGGUUCAAAUUUUGAUUCAUGAAGAAUUUUGAAUUUUCAGAAAAUUUGGAACUUAAAAAUCUGGCCAUUUUUAAUUUUCUUUAAAAAAAUGUAAAUAAAAUAUCGUACCACGUGGAUUUUCUGGCUCAAAAUUGGAACUGAAAAAUAUUUCCUCGUGGAAUUUUAGGCUCAAAUUUUAAACUGAAAAAUUUAGCCACGUAUAAAUUUUAGCUGAAAAUCUGAACAAAAAAUCUCGCCAUUUUUAAUUUUCUGGAUCAAAAUUGAACUGAAAAAAUCUAGCCACGUGGAAUUUUAGCUCAAAAUUGGAACUGAAAAUUUCAGCUUAAAAUUUGAACUGAAAAAUUUUUUAUUUUCUAAAAAAAAAAAAAAAAUUUUUAAUUUUCUAAAAAAAUUUGAAAUAAAAUUCCGUGCCACGUUGAAUUUCUGGAUCAAAAUUUGAACUGAAAAAUCUGGUCAAUUCGGAUUUUAGGCUCAGAAUUUUAAUCAAAAAAUAUUGCCACGUGGAAUUUUUGGCUCAAAAAUUUGAACAAAAAGUCUGACCAUCUGAAUGUUAGCUCAAAAUUGGCAUUUUUUGAUUUUCAGUCAACCACCCCAACAACCCCAACAACCAUUAUGGAAUAUUCCACCAACUCAAUCUUCAUCCCAAAAUCCAUCAACAUCUUCUUCUUCAUCAACUCAAAAACCAUCAAAUCUUUGGGGAAAUUCUUGGAAUUGA
Molecule: messenger RNA, 24620 nt
Organism: Caenorhabditis angaria
Lineage: Eukaryota; Metazoa; Nematoda; Chromadorea; Rhabditida; Rhabditidae
Source: the annotation of a GenBank genome assembly